CGGAUGAACAAUCAUAUAGUGCUAUUCAGCCUCAUGCUUAGCAUUCCAUGGUAGUUCCUCAAUCUGGUUACAAUGUCAUCAGUUGUACCUUAUCAUGAGCCCAUCGAUAUGCGUUAGACACGCAACUAGGAGGAAAUGACUACCUACCCAGCUUUUGAUUCUACUAAAUCUUUCCAUUUCGUAUCUGCAUUCCACAGGAUAUGGCUACAACUGAAGAAUCUACCCCAGUCACUCCUCAAACGGAAAACACAAGUAUGGCGGCCCAGAAAAUCUGCAUCCCUGAACUUUUGGAGACGAUUCUUCUACAGCUGGAUAUGCGCACUUUGCUCGUAUCUGCUCAAAGAAUCUGUCGUGCAUGGCACACCCUCAUCAAAGACUCCAGCUCUCUCUAGACUUUACUGUUCUUCAAACCCGCCACCGAACUGUUCACGCCCGAGCUAAGGACACGGGCAAUGUCUGAGGAUAACCCACUGCUUUCCUAUAUAU
Aspergillus eucalypticola CBS 122712 is the source of this 486-nucleotide messenger RNA. RefSeq lists its product as uncharacterized. The transcript has a single exon. The record is from RefSeq and is a predicted model, not a curated record. Lineage: Eukaryota; Fungi; Ascomycota; Eurotiomycetes; Eurotiales; Aspergillaceae. Bases 136 to 441 code for a protein of 101 amino acids.